This is a messenger RNA of Galdieria sulphuraria, 925 nucleotides long. RefSeq names its product ferredoxin component (biphenyl dioxygenase, Rieske iron-sulfur component related protein). The transcript has a single exon. Gene Ontology annotation, molecular function: 2 iron, 2 sulfur cluster binding. The record is from RefSeq and is a predicted model, not a curated record. Lineage: Eukaryota; Rhodophyta; Bangiophyceae; Galdieriales; Galdieriaceae. Bases 140 to 769 code for a protein of 209 amino acids.
GACAUUGAAAUUGUGUUUCGCCAAGUCCACACCACACAUUAUUUUCUGUUGAAGAAAAUCAGGAGAUUUAUAUUGAGCUCUUUAUUCUUAUUUCCUACUGUUGGUGGGGGAAUAGCGACUUGUGCUCAUAGAAAGUAAUAUGAAAUCUUGUCUCUUUGUUCAACCUUGUACCAGCUUUUCUUCAAAGAUAACAUAUACCAAAAAGGUUGUUGUUUCUUCUGGUUUGAAAAGGCUUGAACUAUGGAAGGGAAAUCGUUCCUAUGUGGUUGCUCCCUUUACAAAGGUUGGUGAAACGACAAACACUCCUCGUUAUUCUAUUUCCAUGAAAACCGAGGCCUGGGUCAAGUUGGUCAAAACAGAGGAAAUCAAACCGGGAGACUUGAAACCUUUCUUUGUGGCUGGUCAAUCUCUGUUGGUAGUUUGUGACUAUGACGGUCAAGUAUAUUGCACUGCUAAUGUGUGUCCACACUUGGGAACACCUCUUGAUCAAGGACUGAUUGGUAGUGGGACUUUAAUAUGUGCGCAACAUAGAACUUCUUGGAGGUUGUCUGACGGAAAGCUUGCUGGAAAAUGGUGUCCUUAUCCACCCAUACUUGGGCCUUUAUUGGGAAAGUUGAAGGUUCCUCAAGAUUUGUCUGUGUUUCCAGUCAGAGAAAUGAACGGUUUCAUCGAGGCUCUUAUAGACCUCGAUGCAGCUAAAGAGUUUGAAAGUAAUUACUGGAGAGGUAUAUUGGACGCACAAGGCAAGGCAACGGGUGGAUAUUAUUAAAUAGUUUUUCUAGUCGCUUUGAAUAAAAAAUAUCACAAUGGAAGGAGGAGAGUGGGGCUCCCUUUUGUUUUUCGAUGAGUAAGAGGAUGACAGGUUUUCUGUGGACUGUGCCAAUACUCGUCCAUCAACCACAUUGUUUUCGUAAAACUUGUGUCC